CUGCACCCACUCGAGCGCUCUGGCUUUCCACGCGCAGCGCGCGCCCCACUGUUGCACAGGAGAAGUGCGCGCUCUCGCUCCGUUUAGAUGCUCGCAUCCACAGGGGGCCUUGACCGAUUCUUCUUCUACUGUCAGGAGAGCGCACCGUAUAACGGCAGCCUUUGCGAUCCAAUAUCCCUGUCUUUGAUCUGAAGGCAAAUAGGAGACCCCCCUACCCCAUAGACUGCGCGAAGGCGACUGAUUAGCGGACAGAAGCGAUGGCGGAAUCGGGCAGCAGCGCGGCGGCGGCCGGAGCCGCGGGCUCGAGUGGCAGCGCCGCCGGGGCUGGAGCAGCCGUCGCGGUCGGGGGAGCUAAUGGAGCGGCGGGACCCAAGCCCGGCCUGGAGUCGGUGAAGGGACAGAAUUUUGACGUUGGCCCCCGAUACACCGACCUCCAGUACAUCGGGGAGGGGGCCUAUGGGAUGGUCUGCUCAGCUUUUGAUAAUGUGAAUAAGAUCCGAGUGGCCAUUAAGAAGAUCAGUCCGUUUGAACACCAGACCUACUGCCAGCGCACCCUGAGGGAGAUCAAAAUCCUCCUGCGGUUCCGUCAUGAGAACAUCAUCGGCAUCAAUGACAUCCUGAGAGCGCGUCGCAUCGAGUAUAUGAGGGAUGUCUACAUCGUACAGGACCUGAUGGAGACCGACCUUUACAAAUUGCUGAAGACACAGCAACUCAGCAACGACCAUGUCUGCUACUUUCUGUACCAGAUCUUGCGAGGGCUGAAGUACAUUCACUCUGCCAAUGUGCUGCACAGAGACUUGAAGCCGUCAAACCUUCUCAUCAACACCACCUGUGACCUCAAGAUCUGUGACUUUGGGCUGGCACGGAUAGCCGACCCAGAACAUGACCACACCGGAUUCCUCACAGAGUAUGUGGCUACUCGCUGGUACCGUGCUCCUGAGAUCAUGCUCAACUCCAAGGGCUACACCAAGUCUAUUGAUAUGUGGUCUGUUGGUUGCAUCCUAGCUGAGAUGUUGUCCAACAGACCCAUCUUCCCUGGAAAGCAUUAUCUGGACCAGCUCAACCACAUUUUGGGUAUUUUGGGCUCCCCCACUCAAGAUGAUCUGAACUGCAUCAUCAACAUGAAGGCCAGGAACUACCUCCAGGCUCUACCCCAGAAACCAAAAAUCCCAUGGAACAAGCUGUUCCCCAAAGCAGACAACAAAGCUCUGGAUUUAUUGGACCGCAUGUUAACCUUCAACCCCAUCAAACGUAUAACUGUGGAGGAAGCACUGGCCCAUCCCUACCUGGAGCAGUACUAUGACCCCUCUGAUGAGCCGGUGGCUGAGGAGCCCUUCACUUUCAACAUGGAGCUGGAUGACCUUCCUAAAGAGAAGCUGAAAGAGCUCAUCUAUGAGGAGACGGCACGCUUCCAGGCCACUUACCAGGGCUCCUGAGAGGGACAGCCAUCACGGAGAAUAACCGAGCAGCAAGGAGUCUCAGAUAAAGAUGACUCCAGACAACCUGCAAAAACAUAUACAUACAUAUAUACAUGGCAAAAAAAAAAAAAAAACAAGAUAAAAAGACAAAAAAAAUCUACAUUUAAAAACAUGAGCUUUGUUUUAUCUGUCCAUCUCUCUUUCUUGCUGGAAAGCUGUGCUCUAGUUUGUGCUUAUAACAUCUUAUCAUAACGCCAUUAAUGGGGGCCGUCAGACUCGCUGUUCUCAUCUCAUACCGCACACAGCUCCUGCUCUCUCAAACAAUUGCAUCUUUCACCCUUUCUAUCAAUACCCUGCUUCUCUCUCUGUUUGUAUCCGUCUCUUUCUCUUUAUGUCUCUCUCGAGGGUGUCUCUCUACUGGUCUGUGUUGUUCCGGGUGGUUUUUAUUUUUCAUUCCACAGACAUGGAGAGAGAGAAAGAGAAUCUGUAUGAUGGGCACUGACUGGUGUGUGUGUGUAUAUAUAAGUGGUUUAGAGUUUCAUUGGAGUAUUGUAGGUUGGCAAUCUGUUUGUACACUGUAAUUUGAACGUUGCGAUCAGUUACAAAUCGUGUUUUGUAAUGUUGGGAAUUAAUAUUUGAGUAUCUUUUGAAAUAUAAAGUCAUUGCUUGUGUUUUUAUUUUUAUUAUUAUUAUUCAUUCAAAGACAAAUGAUGUUAAAAUUAAUGAGCUUGGACUUGUUUUGUUUUCUAUAGUGAGGAAAAAGAGGUCUCGUUUUGGUUCUUGAGAAAUAUAUUGAGUAAAAGAGAAAUGGCGGCAGGCAGGAUGAACGGAGGAAAGAGUGCAAGAUGGAAUAGUAUCAUCUGCUGUAAAAUAUCAUGUUCUACUGUUGAGAACUGAGACUAUUUCUUGCCAAUGUUCUUGGGAAAUUUAAGCCAUCAGUAUCGUUUUUUUCAUUUAGUGUUGGCUUCCUUUCCCUCUUUCUCCUCCUCUCGCUCGUCUGUUCAUUUGAUGGUGGAUCUGUGGUGUGCAGACCUUCAUUGUGAGUUUUUUUUUUUUUUUUUUUUUUUUGGGGGGUUGAUACUGAUUUCUUUGUGAAUAACAAUAGUUGUCAUUGGUUACCAUGUCCAUAGCUACUGUUGCCAUGAUUCCUUUCUGAUAAGUCACACGUAGCUCCCCACGUUCUGGCUUUGUUUCUCGCAGAUGUCGGUCCCUUCUUCUUUUUCUUUCGCAUCUUGUUUAGUUUUUCUUCACUUGUCCUGGAGUGAUUGAGGAAUCAUAGCCAAGCUGAACACUUUCAGAGCCAUAGCACAUUUUUUCUCAUUCCCUCCCUGUGAUGUCAGAACUUUUCAAAGGGCUUUUCCACAGGGCUUGCUGACCUCAUCAUGCCUCUCCUGCCUGUGAUUGGCUCAGCUUGUGUUUAUCUAGUUUCGAAAUGACUUAUUCUGCAUGCGUUGCAUCUUAGACGUUACUACCUGCCUUUAUUAUACGUUUCCGGUGAGAUGUCACCAUCUUUCGAUGCUGUUUUUAAAGAAACCGUCAUUGCUUUUGGCCAAUCAUGGAUGAGGAAAGCAUGUUCAAGUGGGAAGAGUUAAAAUGACACAGUGUGUAGCUGUUUUGCAUAAAUACAGGGUGUGAGUUGCAUAAAUUAAUAAACCUCCCUGUGUAAAACCCCAUUGAGACGAGCCCCAACUGCAGAGGAACUUCACCCCGCACGUCAAUCACGUGACAUUUCUCAAUCGGUGCACCCGCACUUUGUGUCUCAUGACCAAACGUUUUGUUUUCAGUUCAGUUUUUAGUGCAAUUUAAUCGAUUCCUGUGACAAACAUUUCCUUGUUUUUGUUCUAAGCUUUAGUCUUCAUUUUUUUCUUAAUCCCCCGCUUGUUAGGGUGAAAUGUAACAGGCAGUGAUGGUUGGUUGAGUCCCAUGUCUGUGUCUGUACGUCUGUCCUUUCCAACCAGAAGCUGCUCUUCUCUGCUUCCUCUUGAGGAGGGGAGAUCAUCCCGCUCUGUGAUCUGAGGGAAACAACUCAUUACCAAGAAAAUGAUUAUUUAUAUUACUGUAUUGUCAAUGGCAAUGACAUGCUUAUUGUGAAUGGGACCAUGGGGACUGUCAACAGUCUCACACACACACACACACAAUGGCAAUGACAUGCUAAACCUGCACGCAUACAGUGUAUGAUUUCAAAAGCCUGCAAAGGAGGCAGAUAUAAUGUCCUUUUGAUGGCUGUCAUUAUAAUUAUUGCUGGUGUUAAAUUGGUGAGGUUUUUUUUUAUUAUUUUAAAAAUUGAAAAGGGAUUUAAAAACUGUUGUCCUUUUUAAAGUAUGUUUUGCAUUUCUUUCAUUUUUUUCGCUUUGGGUGUGAAAAAGAAUUGGCUGUUCCCUCUUUCUGAAGUCUAUUUUUUCCCUAAAUCUUCUAAGGAAUUAUUUUAAAAGUUGAUUAAACGAUAUGGGUAGAUUGUCAAAAGAAAUGAGCUAUGGAUGGUUAUAGUCUAUGUAUAUGCUUAUGGGUAUAAUAAAUUAAACAAUUAACAAAAACAGAAUUAUAUACAUAUAUUAAAUAAAAUUCUUGAUACUGUAA
Messenger RNA from Cyprinus carpio (common carp), 3995 nucleotides. RefSeq names its product mitogen-activated protein kinase 1. Gene Ontology annotation, cellular component: cytoplasm; nucleus. The record is from RefSeq and is a predicted model, not a curated record. Gene Ontology annotation, biological process: intracellular signal transduction; protein phosphorylation. NCBI's taxonomy places the organism in Eukaryota, Metazoa, Chordata, Actinopteri, Cypriniformes, Cyprinidae. Gene Ontology annotation, molecular function: MAP kinase activity; ATP binding.